Messenger RNA from Megalobrama amblycephala (Wuchang bream), 528 nucleotides. It is a transcript of the gene tomm5, whose product is annotated as translocase of outer mitochondrial membrane 5 homolog (yeast). The record is from RefSeq and is a predicted model, not a curated record. The coding region runs from base 103 to 258 and encodes 51 amino acids. The transcript has 2 exons. NCBI's taxonomy places the organism in Eukaryota, Metazoa, Chordata, Actinopteri, Cypriniformes, Xenocyprididae. Gene Ontology annotation, cellular component: mitochondrial outer membrane translocase complex.
GAGAUCCGAUGUGACGUAUUUCCCUUUUCGCAUGCCUCUUGGAUUGAAUGUGGCUCAGAGGGAUCAUUUGAGGCACAUAUAAUCUUUUAUUCCAGCUUUAAGAUGUUUAAAAUCGAGGGUCUUGGGCCGAAGAUGGACCCGGAGGAGAUGAAGAAAAAAAUGCGCGAGGAUGUUAUGACGUCUGUUCGCAACUUUCUGAUUUAUGUUGCGCUUCUGCGAGUCACACCCUAUGUUUUGAAGAAGCUUGACAGCAUAUGAAACUUCACCAUGGACAGAAACAUUCCCUGUACAGAUGAGCAUGCAGAACCUCGACGAUGCUGCACAAAGUCACUUACAACGGCAGUUAAUGAAGAGAUGCUGUAACUUCAUGUCAUUUAUUAUUUUAUUUUUUUUACUGGUUGCAAUUGAAUGGAUGAGAACAGAUGAAGUAUAAUCACAUUUGAGAACUAUGGUAAACGAGAUGUCUACCAGAAUGUCAUGUCAUGGUCACAAAGGUCUAAGCAAUAAAUCUUGCAUCAGUUAAUCCCA